CAUCCCAUCUCAACAUAAAGUAUCUACAAUACGGCUCGCUUAUGGGACUAAUCGCUACGUCCCUACAAGAGUUACGCCAACUAAAAUCAUACUGCCGUGCGGCGUACGUCCUGUGUGCGCGCGCGCGGCGUCACUACACUUCCUCCCGCAUGUCCUCUCGAAGCCGCGCCUCCUCUGCUUCCCGUGAUGCACCGCGCGCAACAUGGACCAGGCCGACAAUGAUCUGCAAGGCACAGACAGCUCCGGCACCCUGGGGGGUCUGGAUGUCCGCAGGCGGAUCCCCAUCAAGCUCCUGUCCAAGCAGGCCAUCCGGACCAAACCUGCCCCUCGCCCUCAGAGAGCCCCGAAUCGGCUGCCCUCCAAGACCGUGGCGGGGGAGGAGGAGGCCUUUGGGUACAAACAGGAGGACAGAUUCGAGUGCAAGUCUGGGGAUGCUUUUGGAAACCAGCGAAGACUUCCCUCACAGAUGUUCUGGGACUAUAAGAUGAAUUUAAUAGGUGAAAAGGAUGACACACCGGUUCAUUUCUGCGACAAGUGUGGGUUACCCAUAAAGAUAUAUGGACGCAUGAUCCCCUGUAAACAUGUGUUCUGCUACGAGUGCGCUGUGCUCCACGAGAAGAAGUGUGACAAGAUGUGCCCUGGUCUGUCCCUCUAUAGCUGCACGGACCCAGUUCAGCGAAUCGAGCAGUGUCUCCGUGGAUCCCUCUUCAUGUGCAGCGUCGUACCAGGCUGCAAGCGCACCUACCUGUCGCAGCGCGACCUGCAGGCUCACAUCAACCACCGCCACAUGCGAUCAGGAAAACCGGCCGGGGGUCGGCCGGCACCGGGUGGUUCUGAUCCCCUGCAUCUGCCCCCGGCCUCCGAGUUGGCCGAACGCUUCCUCUUGCCCCCGGACAAGCACCGUCUGCCCCCACCUUCUCACCUGCCCAAGCCGCACCUCAUGAUCCCUCCCCCACUGCAGCAUGCUCCGCAUGACCCCUACAGCCAGCCGCCGCCACCGCUGGAUGACCUACGCUCCGUCCAGCCCCCACCUUCCGCCACGACUGAUAUGGCCCCGCCCCGCUCCAUGGGCCAGGAGACUUUCCGCAUCGCCACGGUGACCACGCGCAAGCACAGCAACCUCAUCACCGUGCCCAUCCAGGAUGACUCAGGCAGUAGUGCGCCUUCUUCCCGCGAUGCCCUCCCCCAGCCUGGGCUCCCGGCACCCCCGCCCCCACACCAUCACCCUGGGGACUACCCAGGGCAGCCUGUUGUGCCCCACCCCCAUCACAUGAUGCCUCCCCAGCAGCAUUAUGGCCCACCGCCUCCCCCACCCCCAAUUGGUCACCCCAUGCAGCACCCACCUCAGGGGUCAGGAACUGCCCACAUGGUGUACACUCAGGCACCACCCCCACCGAUGUCCUCAGCUCCUCCUCCUAUCACCCCACCCCCUGGACAUAUCAUCAGCCAGAUGCCUCCAUAUAUGAAUCACCCCCCACCGGGCCCCCCAGUCAGCGGCCCACCGCCGCACCACUACAACCCUGCGUCCAUGCAGCAGUUCCCUGAGGACCAAGGGACACUGAGCCCUCCCUUCAGCCAGCCUGGAGGACUGAGUCCUGGUCUUUGGCCAGCCCCACGAGGUCCGCCUCCUCCCAGAAUGCAGGGUCCCCCUCCCCAGGGCCAGAUUCCAGGACCCCACCACCCAGACCAGUCGCGGUACAGGCCAUAUUACCAGUAGUCCCCCCAAAAAUUCUUCUAGGUCCAGCCAGUGAAAGACAUGUCUGUCUGGCAGUGUAUGUCUUUGGGUGUGACCUACAGCACCAGACCGCUUGUUUCAUAGUAGCAGUUUGAUGGAGCCUUUGUGUGGGUUCAGGCAGGACUGCUUUUGUGUUUUAAACCAAGGAUGUCUUCAGUAAGGAGGGGAGGGGUUUUUCUGUUGAAAAGGUGAUGUUUUUGUCUACAGGGUAGUCAGUGGUUUGGUGUUUCCUAUGAAUUCCUAGCAGUCUUAUGCAGGAGCUGCGCCUCUCAAGCACCACCUGUAUUAGGUUUAAUGCGUCCUGUGUUCAGGAUAUAACUUCAUCCAUUUUAUUAUCAUCUUGCAAUAAAAAAAAAAUUUAAUUCGCGUAAAGCCUCAAACGUGUGUGAAUUC
Molecule: messenger RNA, 2128 nt
Organism: Scleropages formosus (Asian bonytongue)
Lineage: Eukaryota; Metazoa; Chordata; Actinopteri; Osteoglossiformes; Osteoglossidae
Gene: cbll1
Product: Cbl proto-oncogene-like 1, E3 ubiquitin protein ligase
Exons: 6
Coding region: 203-1717 (504 amino acids)
Biological process (GO): regulation of cell adhesion; protein ubiquitination
Molecular function (GO): ubiquitin protein ligase activity
Source: RefSeq, a predicted model, not a curated record